AUGAAACGAACAUGUAGUGGCACUAUUAUUUCCGAUAUAUUUCUUUUAACUUCGGCGAGUUGCUUUGAGAAUUCAGCAUACCUCACUCAAUAUUACACAGUCACCGCAGGUCUCCAUAAACUCGAUAACGACACAGCUGUGCAAACGACUGCGAUUUCGCAUUUAAUUCAACAUCCGAACUAUACGACUGAUGAUCAUCUCAAUGAUAUUGCAUUGGUACGAGUAUAUCCACCAUUUGACUUCAAUACGACAAAUAUUUCACCGAUUAUACUAUCGAACUUAACAUCAGUGGAAAGUAUGAAUCUGGUAGCAGUCGGAUGGAUGAAUACGAAUCAUACACCAGUAACAACGACUUUGCAUCAAGUCAGUAUUCAAGAGAAUGUCGAAUGUACAACGACUAAAUUGAAAAAUGCAACGACGCAGCUUUGUGCUAGUGGUACUUGUCGAAAUGAUAUGGGUGGUCCAUUGAUGGUUUAUUCGAAUGAAAAUCAACAAUAUGAACUUGUGGGCAUUAUAGGUCAUCGAACUAAAUGUACUACAGAAGGUCUAUUCACUCGAGUUGCGCCGUAUGCUGAGUGGAUCUGGUCAAUCUUAAACAAUCCACCACCAACGCCUGUACCUAUACCGACAAUACCAACUCCAGCUCCAACAUCACCAAUUACUAUACCACCCGAGGUGCUAGGACCUCCUAUUUCAUUUGUAUGCAAUACAAGUUAUUCAUGUGGAUGUUCGUCUGUUCCAGUUGUUUUUCAUGACGAACCAUCCUCACUCGACAGCCGUAUAGUCGGUGGUGAGACUGCACAGCCACACAGUUGGCCAUGGAUCGUUUCACUUCGUGCUCCACCUCUAGGCCAUGCGUGCGGUGGAUCUCUCGUCAAUUCUGAAUGGGUGCUAACAGCUGCGCACUGUUUACCUAAGCCAGGCUUUCAUACACAAGUUACUAUUCAUAUUGGAGAUCAUGAUGAAGAUUUGCCAUCUCCACAGAUCGUUUCUAUCGUCGAAGUUAUUUCACAUCCUGAUUAUGUACCUCCACCGAAACAUAUCAAUGAUAUUGCUUUGAUACGAAUAUCACCUCCAGCUAAUCUGACUUCGCCUGAAACUUAUGCUGCAGUAAUUGGGUGGGGAACAUUAGCUUGGGGACAUGGUCGUCCGAAGAAAUUACGACAAGUACGUGUGAAAGCAAUCGCAAACGAUGAUGAACGAUGCGCAAAUUCGAUCUUUGACAUUGAUCGACAGUUUUGUGCCAUGGUUGAUGGCGGUGGAAAAGAUUCCUGUCAAGGUGACAGUGGUGGUCCGAUACAUCAAUGGCUUGGCGACCACUGGGAACAAGUGGGUAUUGUNAAGCAAUCGCAAACGAUGAUGAACGAUGCGCAAAUUCGAUCUUUGACAUUGAUCGACAGUUUUGUGCCAUGGUUGAUGGCGGUGGAAAAGAUUCCUGUCAAGGUCAGUGACAGUGGUGGUCCGAUACAUCAAUGGCUUGGCGACCACUGGGAACAAGUGGGUAUUGUUAGUUUCGGUCAGCAAUGUGCUCAUGCAAACAAUCCAGGGAUCUAUACACGACUCUCAUUCUAUCAUGAUUGGAUUCAAUCGGUUAUUCAGACAAAGACUAAUCAAACAACGACCUCAUCAACAUUGGAACCUACAUCGAAUACUGCUGGUCAAACGACCAUUGCUUUCGAUGCGAUUCAAGUUUAUUUAUUUCUUUUCUAUGUAUUAAUCCAACGUGUCGAUGAAUAA
Molecule: messenger RNA, 1737 nt
Organism: Adineta ricciae
Lineage: Eukaryota; Metazoa; Rotifera; Eurotatoria; Adinetida; Adinetidae
Source: the annotation of a GenBank genome assembly